AUGAAUAUGGGAACGUGGCAUGGUGCUGAGGGGAUGUUUGAUGAAGCCAGCCACACCACACAACCCACACCUGAGAAGCCAGCCAGCAACACCCACAUAACCCACACCCCACAACCUACACUCCAUAAGCCACACCUCUCAAGCCACACCUGGAAGCCACACCAGAGAAUCCAUACCACCAAGCCAUACCCAACAAGCCACACCGCACAGCCCGGGAACUGGCAACACACCACGCCACACAAGCCACACCACAAGCCACACCCCAAAAGCCACAUCCAGAAGCCACACCCGACAAGAUACACCACACAAGCCACACCACACAAGCCACACCACACAAGCCACACCUCACAAACCACACCCAACAAGCUUCACCCAACAAGCCACACCCAACAAGCCACACCACACAAGCCACACCCACAAAUCACACCUAACAAGCCACACCACACAAGCCACACCCCACAAACCACACCCAACAAGCCACACCACACAAGCAACACCACACAAGCCACACCACACAAGCCACACCCCACAAACCACACCCAACAAGCCACACCACACAAGCCACACCACAAGCCACACCACACACCACACCCCACAAACCACACCCAACAAGCCACACCACACAAGCCACACCACACAAGCCACACCAUACAAGCCACACCACAAGCCACACCCCAAAAGCCACACCACAAACCACACCCAACAAGCCACACCACACAAGCCACACCGAAGCCAUGCCUGGAAGCCACACCACAUAACCCAUGCCCACAAGCCACUCCCACAAGCCACACGACAAACCACACCCCGAGAAGCGAUACACCACAAACGAUACCUCAAGCCAGCCCUUUAAGCCACCAGAGCCUACACAAAGCCAGACUCACACCAGCAGGUCAAAAGGUUCUAGAGUCCAGACAGUCUUCACUCCCUUAG
Messenger RNA from Portunus trituberculatus (swimming crab), 930 nucleotides. RefSeq lists its product as uncharacterized. The record is from RefSeq and is a predicted model, not a curated record. NCBI's taxonomy places the organism in Eukaryota, Metazoa, Arthropoda, Malacostraca, Decapoda, Portunidae. The transcript is spliced from 3 exons. Bases 1 to 930 code for a protein of 309 amino acids.